AGGACCGUUUUGUCUCUCCGAGGGAGCCAGCCUCCCCUGCAGCGAGGCGACGUCGGGGUGGCGGCCGCCGGGCACCGCAAGGGGCGCGGAAAAGCUGGGAGCGGAGGAGGAGGAGGAGGAGGAGGAGGCGGCGGCGGCGCGGAGGAGCGGCCGAGCAUGCCGCGCGACCCCGACAACAACAUGGCCUCCCUGAUCCAGCGCGUCGCCCGCCAGGCCUGCUUGACUUUCCGGGGCGGGGGCCGCGCGGGGCCGAGGCCCAAGGGGUUCCCCGAGAACCUGAGCAAGCUGCAGAGCCUGCUGAGCCAGGUGCGCGCCGAGGACCUGAACAUCGCGCCGCGCCUGGCCGCCACGUCGCCGCCCCCGAAGUCGCCGCCCGUCACCUACAUGCACAUCCACGAGUCGCCGGGCUUCAGCCUGGGCGUGUUCCUGCUCAAGAGCGGCGCCCGCAUCCCCCUGCACGACCACCCCGGCAUGCACGGCAUGCUCAAGGUCCUCUACGGCACGGUGCGCAUCAGCUGCCUGGACGUGCUGGACGGCGAUCGCGAGGGCCGCCCGCAGCCCCGGGAGCCCCGGGCCCCGCCGCCCGAGCAGGCCUUCGAGCCCCCGCUGCGGCCCCAGGAGCGCCAGGCCUUGCGGGCCGGCGUGCUGCGCUCCCGCGCCGAGUACACCGCGGCCAGCGGGCCCUGCGUGCUCACCCCGCAGCAGGACAACCUGCACCAGAUCGACGCCGUGGACGGGCCCGCCGCCUUCCUGGACAUCCUGGCCCCGCCCUACGACCCCGACGAAGGCCGGGACUGCCACUACUACCGAGUGCUGGAAGCCGCCGCGCGGCCCCAGGGCGCCCCCGCCGACCCCCAGGGCUCCUCCGGCUCCCUGCCCCGAGACGUGUGGCUCUUGGAGACGCCCCAGGCUGAGGACUUCUGGUGCGAAGGGGAGCCCUACCCCGGGCCCAAGGUCUCCCCUUGAGGCUGAC
This is a messenger RNA of Suncus etruscus (white-toothed pygmy shrew), 973 nucleotides long. RefSeq names its product 2-aminoethanethiol dioxygenase (gene ADO). The record is from RefSeq and is a predicted model, not a curated record. NCBI's taxonomy places the organism in Eukaryota, Metazoa, Chordata, Mammalia, Eulipotyphla, Soricidae. The transcript has a single exon. Gene Ontology annotation, cellular component: mitochondrion. Bases 157 to 966 code for a protein of 269 amino acids. Gene Ontology annotation, molecular function: oxidoreductase activity, acting on single donors with incorporation of molecular oxygen, incorporation of two atoms of oxygen.